Molecule: messenger RNA, 3541 nt
Organism: Myripristis murdjan (pinecone soldierfish)
Lineage: Eukaryota; Metazoa; Chordata; Actinopteri; Holocentriformes; Holocentridae
Gene: tmx3b
Product: thioredoxin related transmembrane protein 3b
Exons: 16
Coding region: 53-1426 (457 amino acids)
Cellular component (GO): cell surface; endoplasmic reticulum
Source: RefSeq, a predicted model, not a curated record
GGAGGAUUUAGCCGCUGCCUGUAUUUCCUGCUUGCUGUUUCCAUUCGAAGCGAUGGCAGAAGUGAAAGCUUCCCUCAUUUGUGGAGUUGUCGUGGCUUUCCUGAGUUCAGCGGUGCUUGCAGUUGUGGAGGAUCUAGAUGACACAUUUAAACAGGCCAGACUGGACGAUGUCUGGCUUGUUGAUUUCUAUGCUCCAUGGUGCGGGUACUGUAAAAAACUGGAGCCAAUAUGGCAGGACGUGGGAGCAGAGUUGAAGAGCUCUGGCUCUCCGGUCCGAGUGGGGAAGAUGGAUGCCACUGCUUACUCUGGAAUUGCAUCAGAGUUUGGUGUUCGUGGCUAUCCUACAAUAAAACUGUUAAAGGGCGAUCUUGCCUAUAAUUACAAGGGACCAAGGACAAAAGAUGAUAUCAUAGAGUUUGCCAACAGGGUGGCAGGACCGGCAGUCCGGGCGCUUCCCAGUAAGCAGAUGUUUGAGCACAUGAUGAAACGACAUGAUGUGCUUUUUGUUUAUGUCGGCGGAGAGUCUCCCCUCAAAGAGAAAUACAUCGACGUGGCUUCUGAGCUCAUCGUCUAUACUUAUUUCUUCUCGGCUUCAGAGGACGUCUUGCCAGAGACAGUGACUCUGCCAGAACUUCCUUCAGUUGUAGUGUUUAAAGAUGGGGCCUAUUUUACCUACGAUGAGUACGAGGACGGUACCCUGUCAUCGUGGGUCAACAAGGAGCGCUUCCAGGGAUACCUUGAGAUCGAUGGCUUUACGCUGUAUGAGCUUGGCGAAACAGGCAAAUUGGUGGCGAUUGCAGUCAUCAACGAGAAGGACCCAACAGAGGAGAGCAGCAGAUUAAAGACCCUGAUACAGAGGGUGGCAAAGGAAUACAGAGAACAUUUUAACAGAGACUUCCAGUUUGGCCACAUGGACGGGAACGACUACAUCAACAGCCUGAUCAUGGGUGAGGUGACAGUGCCCUCCGUUAUCAUCCUCAACACAUCCAACGAGCAGUAUUUCCUGCCCAGUGAACCGACUGAGACCAUGGAGCAGCUGGUCCAAUUCAUCAACAGCGUUUUGAACGGGUCUGCACAGGCGUACGGGGGUGACGGCAUCAUUCAGAGAGUCAAACGCGUGGCUUUUGAUGCCAGAUCCACCAUCAUGUCGGUGUUUCGCAGCUCCCCGAUCCUCGGCUGCUUCCUGUUCGGCCUACCGCUGGGCGUAAUUAGCCUGAUGUGCUACGGCAUCUGCACAGCCGAAUCGGAUGACAGCGCCGACGACAUCGAUCUCCUGAAGAGGGAGGGCCUCACCGACGAGGAGGAGGAAGAGGAGGACGAGCGGCGACGCGCGCACGAGCUGGAGGGCCCCGAGGACGGCGAGAACGAGGAGGAGGACGAGGAGGAUCUCGAGGAGAAGGCUCCCGAGGAGAAGAAGAUGGAUUAACAGAGGGGGUUCCAGCUGAUGGAGGAUGAUAGGCCUAGUCAAAUAUAGUGACAUGAAACUCAAAGACAUAUCAACUUAUUCCUGUUUUGCUUCUUUGUUUUUCAUCUCACUUUCCUCCUCAUGCCUCCUCCCCCCACCACCACCACCCCACCUCCCCCCUCCCCCCCUCGCACAGACUGUUCUCUCGUCUUUGAAUCCUGUGUGUCAAUAUGGAAGGUAAGCUGCUCGGUGAAGCCAUCCAAAUCAUUUUUCAAACUGUUAGCCUUUUUAAUGCAGGAGCGUCAACAUAACUUUACAGAGAGGGAAGGAUGGCUUCAAAACCAAACACACCGCUUUAUUUAUUAUCAUGAUUCAACCAAGCACAGGUAUAUUCCAUAUAGUGUGACGUACUGUCUUUGUACCGAUGGUAGGUAGUUCUUUUGAAUCAUGUUGAAUGCCCACAUCCUAUUUUCUGUUUUGUAACGAUCAGAGUCCAGUUUUUGCUUUUUUCCCCCCCUCAUAGUUUGAUUUCCAUUUAUGAUAAUACAAAAAAAAAAAAAAAAAAAAGAAACAGAACCAGAUGGUCUUGCCUUCAACUUGAAUAGAGAAUGAAAUACAGAGACCUUUUGUUUACCUCUACCCCACAACCCCGAUAACUCUCCCAAGUGUAGCCCUCUCAUGUACAGUAAUUGUCUUGUGUUGACAACAAAAGGAAGUGAAGUGCCCAAGAAGGAAAAUCUGCCAUAAAUGAAUAAUGUUUUUUUGGUCUAUUGUAUGUUUUCGCCUGAAAAGGCUUAACCUUGAGAUGCAAAGUGCCGAGACAGUCAUGCAUUUCUACUUAUUUCUCAUGGUUGACACCUUUUUAAAUGUCCACUACUGCAGACAGCUGAUGAAAAAGCCAUUGGUUUCUGGAUCUGAUAUUGGGAUAUGGAAAAUGCACAGUGAUUUUUCUUCCCGCCACUUCAUAUAAAACCCCCAGCGUCGCUGAAAAAUGCCAGUGUGAAUGUGUCGUACCCCUAUAGCAGACACUCAUUACAUGCAUCAGCAACUUUUAACAACUUGAAUGUGGCCUGGCAGGUCUGAUAUUACCGAGAUUGACUGGCUCUGUUUGUUUCCACGCUUCAAUCUGUCCCCCAUCACUGGCUGCGGCAUUGAAUUUUGCAGGCAGGUUGACGUUUACAUCGAGACGCACUGAGACAUACACUGAGUGUGCAAAAUAUUAGGGCCACCCAUGAGAUGGUUAGUUGCACGCCGUUUUCCACAACCCAUCAGCUCAAGGCUUAAAAAAUCUGUCUUUAUCCUCUUUCCCUACCUGUGUGACUGAACUGUGUGUAAUAGGUGAAAUCAAUUAGAGGUUAUGGCUUUCCCCUGGAUUUACUUGGUCAGCAUGUUUCAUGGAAACAGCAAGCGCUCCUAAUAUUUGCUAUACUCAGUGUAAUACCUUUUUAUGAAAAAUGCACUGAUUGCAACCUAUCGGAUCUGUAAGGGCCCCCAGUCGUGCUUUCCCUGCAGUGGCAGCGUGGUGGCAAGUUGCUUUACAGGGGUACGCUGAAUUAUUUGUCUACAUUAGCUUUGCAGUGCUCUUCAAAGAAAACAUUAAUGCAACAUACCGAGCUUGAAAGAAAUUAUAAGUUUGUAAUGAGCAAGGAAUUUUUCCAUAAUAGGCUUUCUGUCACGUAAACCAUUAGGACAUGGUAACGAGCGCUUGAGGUAUUAUGCUAUUAUUGUGUAGGUAAUGGGAAAUGCUAUCCUCGCCCCAUUUUAUAACCCUUUUAAAAAGUGUAGCUGCGUAAUGAGAUGGCUUCAAGUUAUUUUUUUUUUCUCCCCCUUCAUUACUCAUUUCAUUGUGCUUUUGUAGCCCAGUAAAUCUUGUAACUUGAUGGACUUAGGCACCUCAACCGAAGCACACCUGUUCUUUUUUUUAAUUUUUAUUAUUAUUAUUUUUUUUUUUAAAUACAGAAGUUAUCUGUAUCUUUACUGUGAAACUGCACUAUGGAAAUCGUGCCCUCGCCUUGCCUUCUGGUCUUUGUAGUUGCCUACCAUUCUCUGCCAAACUUCCUCAUUGGGUUUGAAUUGAGAUUGUCACACUUUAUUACUGGUUUGAAAGAUUGAAAUAAAGAUUGUCCUUUUUUUUCU